GUGGAGGUUGCGCACGUUGUAUUCAUUGCGUACCUGCAUCCAUCUACCCUAUCUACCCACCCACAUCGCCUUUCCUUACACACCACUCGUUUCAUCCCCUUCGCCCACCCAACUCUGGUCGACCUCAUUACCUCUAGAGUUCCUGGUUCGUCGUCCCAACUUGGCGGAAAGGAUCUCGCCUACAGUUGUUUUAUGCGUCGAGAUCUUCAGCUCUUAGCGAAUGGAUGAACAGUAUUCAAAUUCUGGUAGCUGCGGGGCGGACGCAGAUGGAUCUGAAAGUGCGAACGCACCGGCCGAUCAGCAAGGUCUGCACGCUGCCCUGGAUGAUUCUUCUUCCAGCGCCAGGAGUGGAGACCCCCCCCCCCCGCCCCAACUUCACGCAUCUCUCUGAAGCACGCUAUCAGUGUCAUCAAGACUUUCAGUGACUACAAGAAAUGGCUUGUGGAAGAGAUUGGUUUCGGAGGUAUGCUCAAGCUCCCCGACAUUCAGAAGUUAAAUCUCAGAUGCAGUGCCUGGAUUAUGAGCAGGGUUAGUGUUAGCCGUAGAGAGUUCAGGCUGUCAGAAAGUAAAGUGCUCAAGUUCUAUGCCGAGGAGUAUUUAAGGUCUUUGGCAUCCCUUGCGGGAACCGUAGCGUGAAAGGGAGAGAUGAAAAUAUCAAUCUAGAAGCAAUCCACUUCAUCAAGUCAACCCUUGAAAUGGAUAAGACAGGAGUGCAUAGCUUGCGCGCGGUAGAACAAUUCCUGAUGCGUGAUAUCAAUGAGAAUUCUAGCAAGCUCGAGAAAGAUUGUUUUCAAAUUGCAUUUGUCAUAUUUGUCAUGGGUCAUGUACUCGCUCCGACCACAAAGCACAACUACUCGACCAUUGAUUUCUGGGGGGGGCAAUUGCCAACACUGAAAUGAUACAGCAGUUCAACUGGUGUGAGUAUGUCCUCCAGUAUUUGCUUGAUGCAGUACGAAAACUCAAGAGAGAUAUGCUGAUGAACAAUCAUUCAACCAACCUCACCGGAUGCCAUUUCUUCUUUCAGGUUUUUCUGCUCGAUAAUCUUGAUCUUGGUAUAUUGAAUAAGCCACACAAUGUACUACCAAGGAUCAUUGACUUCGACCCGGAUACAAUAAACAAAAUGCUCAUCAUGGCUCUUGACCCAGUGAAAGGAGCUAUGUCAUAUUCCCAUGCAAACGUGACUGAUGAGAUAACCAUGAUCAUGAAACAACAGAAUGCUAGCUCAAUUAGGCGUUUGACAGAAGCAUCCAAUGCCAUCCAAGUGGUUCUAUCACAGGCAAAAAAUGCAUUGCAGUCAGAUAUGCUCAACUAUUCAGAGAGAAUUCUGAAAUCAAUUUCAGACCGUUGCCUUUGCUGCCGUACGCGAGGGUUCGCAGAGUGUCAUGCAUCAGGUGUCACUACUGCCAAGAAUGUACGUUUCAGCACUCCUGUUGCACAAAGAAUCCAGGGGCACAGGCUUGAUUUGUCUGAUGGAGAAGCUAUGUCACCGCUUAUCCAGGGUGGAUCAUCAAGGAAACGAAACGCAAGCAAUGAGGACUCCGCAUCCGCAAGCAAAAAAUCGAUUUCAGAAUCAUCCAUUGUGAUUAACUACUUCAAAGACACCGUUCGCAAAGUUGCACAAAUGUAUGCUGAUCUCCCAGCGAACACAACCGUUACCGUGUUUGGCCAAACCCAGGGGAAACUUUCAAAGAGGAAGUACAUUUUUCAGCAUGGUUUUGCAACAAAUCCAUGGGAGUGUGGAGUUUUACCACUACCACCGCACGCUGAAACCAUAGAUAUGAUAGUUGCACACUUCUCCAACUUAACUGAUAGCGAUCUUCAGAGGCAUUAUGUUAUCCACCACUCCCCCAGACUUGUCCGCGUUACAGGGUUUGCUAUGUUUCAUCAGCUCAUUGGCAGUCGAAGUCUCGAUCACGAACUUGCUUCCAUUAUAUGUAGAAGGUACACUCAGUCAAAUAUGGAAGCCAAUAGGGAAUGUCCGUACCUCAACUGGAGGCACAACAUGGAACCGGAGUUUGCGACAAUUGUACUGUCUGACCACGACUAUGUGAACAACAUUUCGAUUUAGAAGCAACUAGUCGGCAAGGACAUGCCUUACAAUAUAACCUCAUCUCAGAUGUUCUUCCUGCCAAUACCCCUCGAAACUGGAUGCGUUAUAUUGAUGUGGGACAUGAUGUCGAGGAAGAUUCAUUUUUUGGACCCAAAGAUCAGAGGGAAUGGCCCUGAUGAUUUCACAAAAGAUAAGCAUGAACUUAUUGCAUGGAAGCUUCACCAUGCGUUAUUCCACUGCCUGAAUGAGUAUUAUGCUGGAUGGCCAACCCAGGAUGGUCAUUGGGGAACGGUUUACCCGGUAGUAGCCGAAGAAACAUUCAUCAGUGAAGAAACAGGGGCUUGUGUCCUCCACAUAGCCCGUCACUAUGAUGGAACAAAACUGAAGAUCCCUCUCACAAAGUACUGUAUCGGGGCAAUGCAUCAUGUUAGCAUGGAACUUCUCAAUACUCCCCUUCGACGGUUCAUCAUGGGAUAGACCAACAAAUUCUGGAGAUAACUCGCUCAUAGAUGCUUACAUGGAUUAAC
This is a messenger RNA of Triticum aestivum (bread wheat), 2577 nucleotides long. RefSeq lists its product as uncharacterized. The record is from RefSeq and is a predicted model, not a curated record. The transcript is spliced from 12 exons. NCBI's taxonomy places the organism in Eukaryota, Viridiplantae, Streptophyta, Magnoliopsida, Poales, Poaceae. Bases 896 to 2068 code for a protein of 390 amino acids.